AUGACACAUAACCAAGAUCCAGCCCCUGGCUCCCAACCGCCCAAGGAGCAUGAGCUUCCAGACAUACUGCCCGAAAAUGCCUCGGAGGACUCUGACCGGCGACCUUUUUGGGAAGAAAUGCUCCCUGAAGCGAUGGAGGAGCUCAAAUCCAGCCGCGACGAGCCAAAGAGCCUUGCCGGUACAACGCGAAGUAUUCGGGGCUUGGAAGGAUGGGUUGACAUUGUGAAUGGACUCGAAAAGGCCAGGGCAAAUUACUACGAUUACUCAGGGUUUAUCGGAUUCUGGAAACGGUCCGCACACAAAAUGGCAGACAAUGUUGAUGAUGGAAAGAGACUUCUCUCUCUUCUGCCGAACACGGACUACUCUUCAGUGAUUCACUGUGUAUUUGACAUUGUUUUUGACGCUGCUAAGAGGACAGCUAAAAUUCGAGAAGAGAUUGAAUCAAGCCUUCGCCAAUUCCGAGAGAAGUUGGAGGAUGUUGAGAGUAUAGUUGCUGUUUACGAGAAGGAAGAGGAUAUCGUUGCUGCCGCGAAGAAGGUUCUUAGCUCAAUGCUCCAGGCGAUCGAGGAUAUCAUCGAUUACUACUGGGCGAAGAAAGGAAAGAAAAUGCUUCUGUCGAUGUGGCAAGCGGAUAGCUACAAGGCUGAUCUAACGGGCUGCCUAGAGGACCUUAAUUCCAGCAGUGCAAGACUGAUGGAGAAGGCCAAUAUCGGAAGUUUCCGUGAGCUUCGAUCAGUGAGUAUCAAAGCAUCAGAAGGGAUCGAGAAGUUGAAACAGCUCCAGCUGGAUCAGAUGAAGAUUGUGAGAGAACAAGGAAGACUAGCAGAUGCCCAGUCAGAGAUGAACAAAUCUGGUCGCAAAAUAGCAGCAGAACAACAAAGACUAGCCUCAGCCAUCGAACGCAAUGCUACUGCGAAUGAAAAAAACGCCGCAGCUAACAUGGCCAACGCCACAACUGCGUCUAAUGCCAUGAAUGCAUUCAUGCGGCUAUCACAAGAGUAUCUCACCAACCUCACUGCUUUGAACGAGCAAAAAAAGCAAAACGCAAGACUUGCAGUUCAGUAUACACGACUUCAUACCCAGCUCGAAGCAGAGCGAUCUCGCAGCCGAGACCGAAGACCUUGGAUCGGUCCAGCACGUGUAUCGCAAGCUCAGCUUCUACGAAUUCUUAACAUGAACUUGGAAUUUGACCUCUCUGCCGUUGACAAAGUCGACAUGGUGGAGAUCUCAAGCUCAGCUGCACUCGUGAAUCGCCGUGAUCAAGGGAGGGCUGAGCAUUUGGUUGAGAACGCACAGUUCAAGCAGUGGGUCGUCAGAACGAGCUCUACUGAACUGCUGGUUCACGGACACAUGAAGCCAAGUCGAACGAGUGUCACGCCUUUGUCGUUAUUUAGUGCCGCUAUUGUGCGAAAUCUUCGACAAGUCGAUCGUUUCUGUGCCGUUGCGUUCUUUUGUGGACAGCAUACCGGCCUCGAUGAUCCACUGAUUGGCGGCAUCGGACUCAUCAAGAGCCUCACAGCGCAAGUUCUUCGUCAGCAUCGCUUUGAUAAUGCGGAUCUUGAUAAAGUCGCUGAAGAAGUUAAUAUUCCUUUUUUAAGGAGAGGAGUUGAGGACAUUGGGGAGCUAUGCCAGCUGUUCUCUGUCCUUGUUCGUCGCUUACGCAGUGAUACAACACUCUUUUGUGUUAUCGACAGUGUGAAUGUUUAUGAAGAUGAAGAUAUGUUACAAGGCAUGUAUGUGGAGAAAGUACUGUUUGAGAUACUGCAGUUGACGGGCGACCAAAGGGUGAAGACGCAUGUGAAGAUUCUGUUUACCAGUGCCACAGACACGAGCACAAUCUGGAAAGCGUUCAAAGAGAAGGAUGUGCUAUCUAUGCAUGAGUCUGGUCGCUUCAGUUUGGAUAAGCAUUUUAGUGAUGAACGGUUUGCGAAGCAGGUAAAGGGGGCUCUUGAACCGUAUUAA
This is a messenger RNA of Fusarium mangiferae, 1962 nucleotides long. RefSeq lists its product as uncharacterized. Bases 1 to 1962 code for a protein of 653 amino acids. The record is from RefSeq and is a predicted model, not a curated record. Lineage: Eukaryota; Fungi; Ascomycota; Sordariomycetes; Hypocreales; Nectriaceae. The transcript is spliced from 5 exons.